Molecule: messenger RNA, 2810 nt
Organism: Hippopotamus amphibius kiboko
Lineage: Eukaryota; Metazoa; Chordata; Mammalia; Artiodactyla; Hippopotamidae
Product: tumor-associated calcium signal transducer 2-like
Exons: 1
Coding region: 959-2050 (363 amino acids)
Biological process (GO): positive regulation of stem cell differentiation
Cellular component (GO): nucleus; membrane
Source: RefSeq, a predicted model, not a curated record
CUAGUGCUAAAAAAAGGAUCCGCUGGAAUUCAAAUUUCUGUGGGCGUCUUGUAUCUUACGUGCUACACGUGGCCACCCUAGCCCAGACCCGAGCCCUUCCCUGCGGCCUAGCGCCAGGCAUUCCUGGCCCCAGCGCCUGCUCUGCCUGGGGAAGGCGAGAAUCCGCAUUCUCUGCCCGCAGUCCGGCGGCUCAAUCCGGGAACCCGCAAGACUGAGUGUGUGACGUGCGUGUGCGAUUAGAAGUGGCCAGGAUCCUGAGCCGCUAGGAACCGGCCCUUCUCGUGCCUUAUCUCCUAAACCGCACGGCGAUGGGGGGAGCUGGCCGGGCAUGUAGGAACUGUCCCCCACACCCCGUCUGCUGACGAGGCCACCGGUGCUCAGAGAGGUGAAGGGACCUGCCCGGAGAGCCAGACCCAGACCUAAGCCUGGAUGCCUUUAGAGCACUGUCCAGCCUUCUCCUGCAUCACUGAAGGAACAAGGUUGGAGUCACUGGGCAGGAGCUGGCCCAGGGGCUGGAUGGGAAUGGAUUGAUUCCCCCGGGGCCUCAGACCCAGCACUGGACUAGAGGUGCGUGGCUCUGAGGACAGGCUGGCUGAGUGAAAGCCUGCAGUAUGCUGCAGCUCCCAGGUGGAGAGAGGAGGGGCAGUCCAUGGGGUGCAAGGCAGUAAGGGAGGGGCUGGGAACUGCUCAGUGGAUAGAUAUCUAGGAGAGAGAGCUCCACACCCCACAUCCUCCGUGGGUCUGCAGAGGGGGAGGCUGGACCCCAGGGCACAGUCAGACUAGGAGGGUGGACAUCUCAAAGAGACAACAGACUAAAGACCAGAGUUCUCCCCCAAUGUUCUGAACUGUGUCAGAACCCCAGGACUUCCCCACAACUGAGGUUGGUAAAAAGAGGAAUUUCCCACCUUCCUGUCAAAUUAGAUCUGGGGGCAGAUUAAAUUUCAUUUAAAAAAUAAACAUGGCGAUAAGAGCGGCGGGGAGCGGCGGGCGGCAGACGCCUGGAGACCGUCCCGGACCGCGGAGCCCGAGCCCCGCAGAGCCGCCAGCCCGCGCCCGCUCCGCGCUCCUCCGCCCCACCAUGGCCCGGGGCCUGGGCCUCGCGCUGCCGUCGCCGUCGCUGCUGCCGCCGCUCCUGCUGCUGGCGGCGGUGAUCGGCCACGCGGCCGCGCAGGACAACUGCACGUGCUCCACCAACAAGAUGACCGUGUGCGACCGCAGCGGCCCAGGCGGCCGCUGCCAGUGCCGCGUGCUCGGCUCCGGCUUGGAGGUCGACUGCUCCACGCUCACGUCCAAGUGCCUGCUGCUGAAGGCGCGCAUGAGCGCGCCCAAGAGCGGCCGCGCGCUGGUGCGGCCGAGCGAGCACGCGCUGGUGGACAACGACGGCCUGUACAACCCCGACUGCGACCAGCAGGGCCGCUUCAAGGCGCGCCAGUGCAACCAGACGUCCGUGUGCUGGUGCGUGAACUCGCUGGGCGUGCGCCGCACCGACAAGGGCGACGAGAGCCUCCGCUGCGACGAGCUGGUGCGCACCGACCACAUCCUCAUCGACCUGCGCCACCGCCCGGCCGUCCGCGCCUUCAACCACUCGGACCUGGAUGCCGAGCUGCGGCGGCUCUUCCGGGAGCGCUACCUGCUGCACCCCAGGUUCGUGGCGGCCGUGCACUACGAGCACCCCAUCAUCCAGAUCGAGCUGCAGCAGAACGCAUCGCAGAAGGUCGCCGGCGACGUGGACAUCGCCGACGCCAGCUACAACUUCGAGAGGGACGUCAAGGGCGAGUCGCUGUUCCCCAGCCGCGGCGGCCUCGACGUGCGCGUGCGCGGAGAGCCCCUGCUGCUGGAGAGGACGCUCAUCUACUACCUGGACGAGAAGCCCCCCCAGUUCUCCAUGAAACGCCUCACCAGCGGGCUCAUCGCCGUCAUCGUGGUGAUCGUGGUGGCCCUGGUCGCCGGCGUGGCCGUCUUGAUGAUCACCAACCGGAGGAAGUCGGGGAAGUACAAGAAGGUGGAGAUCAAGGAACUGGGGGAGAUGAGAAAGGAACCGAGCUUGUAGGUACCGGCGGGGCUGGGGUGGGAUGGGGGUAUGGGAUUUCAGCAAGGUCCCAGACCCAAGUGAGUCACACUUCUUGAUUCUUGGCUGCAAGGAGACAUUUCUCCUCCCAAAUUCCUGCCUCCUCCCACCGCCACCAAAUUUAAUAGAUCCUGUUCUCAGGGUCACCCGUCUUUCUGACUUCUGUCCUGAAGGAUGCAUUUCUAAAAUUCCUCCCCUUUCGGUCCAACCAGAAACCCGACUCGAAGAGUUCAGGGAAGUUUGGCGUAGGGUUAUGUAUGACAAUCAAAUGUCUUUAUGACAACCCCGUGUCGUUUACAAGUGAGACAAUCGAUGCUGAAGGCUUAGGUGGGAAACAGCGCUUUUACGGUCUUGGGUUUAAGUUAUUUGAUUAGCUCCACUUGUAUCGUGGCCUUGGAGUUCGCUAAUAGGGCCCGUGUAGUAUCCUCAUUCACCAUCGUUUGUAUUACCCACCACACAUACUUGUCUCUGGGAAGGCAGCCUGUUUCAGGUGCCUAAACACAUUUUAGAUGUCUUUGUUUGCGAGCAGACUUUGGCCCAGAAACUCAGCAUCUGCUCUUCAACUUGCCCUUAUUGCAGCUGAUACUGGUAAUGUUUAUUUUGUAAAAUGUUUGUACAUAGGUUGUCCUUGAUAAUGCUGUUGUGAUUUUUUUUAAACACAGAUUUAAUAAAAUAUGGAAAAGGCAAAAAAAAUAAAAAAUAAAAAUAAACAUGGCAUUUCUUACAUCCUGUGCUGUGUUAU